Molecule: messenger RNA, 2490 nt
Organism: Colletotrichum paranaense
Lineage: Eukaryota; Fungi; Ascomycota; Sordariomycetes; Glomerellales; Glomerellaceae
Product: extracellular alkaline serine protease
Exons: 4
Coding region: 1-2490 (829 amino acids)
Biological process (GO): proteolysis
Molecular function (GO): serine-type endopeptidase activity
Source: RefSeq, a predicted model, not a curated record
AUGAAAGAAGGCAUGCUCCCCUUUUCGCUCAAAGCGACUGACUUAUUCUGCAAAGUCGUGGACGAGCUGCUCCAAAGCAAGCAGAACGUGCAGUUCUUCAGUCUCCUCCACACGAAUCUGUCAGGCAUCAUGCAGUGGCUGAAAGACUUGUCAGAAAGCCCCGAUGCAGAUACUUCGCAGGGAGAAAUCCUCCAUUUUUUGAUUCUUUUCGAAAACCUGCUCCAGUGGCCGGGCCCUCCUGGUAAACACCUCGAGUCUCUCGACCCCAUUACAUAUGAUUUGGGGUGGUUUCCUCGACUGUCAGACUUCGUUCAACAUCCUGAGAUGGGCAACGACCUGAUGAGGGCAUUUGCUUCAAGUCCCAAUACCUCAAAGCUCCGUCUACAACUGUUAGGGUCGCUCGAGCUAUUCUCCAAGAGAUCCAAUACAGACCUCUUCAUCGAACACCCGAAGCUGGCCGACUUUGUUCAGACAAGCAUCCAAGAAUCAGAUACAGGGGACUAUCAGUAUCACCUUGCUGAGUUGCACAGAGUGCUUGCGAUGAAUUCGAUAUGUCAACGCAGAGAUGAAGAGACGGCCAUUGGUGUUCUCUCGAAAGAGUAUUUCUGUGAUACGAUAUCGCAUCGGCAGCAAGCACAGCUUCGACUAGUCAAUCAGGGCGACAGCUUGGGCGUCCAACAGUGCGCACCGUUAUCACGAUUCUUCUGUCCACAGACUUCAAGCAUCAAACUUUCCGAAAUACUCGGUGAUCAGCUCACGCGAAAGCAAAGACUAACAAUAGCUUACCGUCUGGCCAACGCUGUAUGGCAGUUUUACGAUUCAACUUGGAUGCGUAGGGAAUGGAACAAGGACACUAUCCAUUUCAUGCUGGAACGUCGUGGCAAUACGGCCAAGGCUGUAUACGUCGACGAGCCAUUUCUGUCGGCUCACUUCCAUGAACCUGAGCCUUUGUCCGAGGACAAGAUGAGGUUCCGAUACCACCCUUUGCCCAAGGUCCUGGCGCUUGGGAUCAUGAUGUUGGAGGUCGAGCUGGGUCUCAAGAUUGAAGAUCACUGUCAAAAUCGACCCGAAUGUUACGACGCCGACGGCAACCUCACAGUCAAUGCAACUCACAUUAUCGCCAUGGAAAUCUUCAAGUCGUCAGACCUAUGGGAGGAGAAGGAAACAUUCGAACCAUUGAAGGAGCUCAUCGGAAAUUGCUUGACUGCGGAUCCGUUCAGAAACAUUGUGGAACAUCCAAGGCGAAUUCGCGAUGCCAUCUACAGUCACGUCGUUGUGCCACUGAAGAAGUUGUAUGAGACGGCUUGGGGUGACUUUGAAAAGUCGGCCGUCCGACCUAUCCGCAUGCAGUCGGAAGGGGCUGCGGUACCUUUGAAUGCUGGGCUCCAGCGUCUCGCGAUCAGUGCAGGCGACCGACACCGCACUAUGACGAUGUUGCCAGCGAAGGGCUCGGUCUGCGAAGCAGAAGUCAGGUUCGUUCAUUCUUGUCAAGUCUUCGUUGAUGUCUUCGAGGUCGAUAUGGCUAACGUCAAUCGCAGUUCCGCUCCUACCUCCGAUAAAUGGUUUGAUAAGUUCGAGGGACUGAAGCUUGUCACGCGCCUUUCUCCAAGCCAACGCGACGCUUCAUACGCACCUGCCAGGGUAGCUAUCCUGGACACCGGAAUCGAUAAGCGAUACUCGCCGUCUAUCGUCGAUUUCCGAGACUUUGUGGACUAUCGGAAUGUCAAGCCCUUGGACAGUACCGGGCAUGGAACCUAUACAUUCUCAUUGCUGCAGAGGGUUCACCCGGAGGCCCAGGUUUUUGUUGGCCGUGUUUUUAAAGAGGGUCAUGCAAACGAUGAUACCGCGAGUAUCAUGGCCAAGGCCAUUCGCCAUGCUCGAGAAGUUUGGAAAGUCGACGUCAUCGUCAUGCCAUCCGGCUUUGAAUGCGAUAACGAAGACAUGUUAAGGGCAAUCGAGGAAGCAAACGCAGCCCACGUGCUCAUCUUUGCCGCCGCCGCAAACCAUGGAAACCUCUCAAACAUCACAUUCCCAGGUCGUCUCUACCGCUCUGAGAAGACGUUCUGCAUGUUCUCUACAGACGGCAAUGCCAGGAGUCUCCCAGCUUUUAAUCCUUCGCCCUUACCAGGUGCUCGCAACAGCUUUGCGAUCUUGGGACAAGGCAUCAAAGCCACGAGUGGUCCUCCUGCAUCAGGGACCUCACUCGCGACCGCGAUUGGCGCAGCGCUCGCUGCGCGCAUCAUUGACUUCUCGCGACAUCAAGAUAUCCGGGGCCGCAUUCGCAAACCGGAACACUUGAAGCGAGUGGAGGGCAUGGCAUCGGUGUUUGCCAAGAUGGCGAGGAUGGACGGCGGUUACCAGUGCAUCGCCCCGUGGAGACUGCUGCCGUUGAUGGAAUACGAAGACUUGAUGGACGUGUCUAAUCGUCCGUAUGUCCGCCAUCGUAUUUGCGAGGUCAUCUCUGGGGCCUUGGAUGAGGUCUACGGAUGA